AUGCCGCUCAGCAAGGCUCCGUCCUUCUCCAUCACUGUGUGUUUUGCCUGUUGUUGUAUUUCUGUCUGCCUCUCUCGACCUCUGCCUGUCUCCUCCUCUCUGAGCCUCUCCUCACUGUCCCUUCGGCCUGAAUCACAGCCCCUGGUCUUUCUGCCCUGGGGCGUUCGUCUUGGUUGCUCUUCUCUUUUUGCCCCUGACAGCAUCCCUCUCCCAGUGUCUGCCCUCUACUUCCAGAGGCUUAGCUCCUCAGGAUCCCCACUAACUCUCACUGAGAUGACCCCACAGGCUCUGAUGGGGCUCUGCGGUGUCGUGCUCUGGAGCCUCUCAGUCGCGACGAGCAGGGCGCUGGUGCUGGGACUGCUGGCUUUGCUGUGGCCCCCGGGGCGGGGCGAGGCGUGCAGCUGCCUCCCAACGCACCCGCAGCAGCAUUUCUGCCGCUCGGCGGUUGUGAUUCGGGCCAAAGUCACCAGUGAGAAGAUAGUGACUGCUAAUGAAGACCCUGCUAACCCUAACAAAUUGCUCCGGUAUGAACUCAAACGGAUGAAGAUGUUUAAAGGGGUUGAGAAAGUCAAGGAGGUUCGCUAUGUCUACACCUCUGUGAACACUUCUCUCUGUGGAACUAGAAUAGCAGUCAACAGUAAGAGGCAGUACUUUAUAACUGGUAAUGUUCUCAAUGAUGGAAAAAUCUUCAUCAAUAUGUGUAACUAUAUCCAGCCUUGGGAAAACGUGUCCAUGGCGCAGAGACAGAGUCUGAAUCACCACUACCUUUUCAACUGUGACUGCGAAGUGAGGGGGGUCCAUUUCUAAGACGAUCUGGGUGUCUCUGGACAGACUGGCUGUUGGAACGGAAGCUCUAUGGGAACCAGGCCCACCAUUUUUUCUGCAAGAAGAAUGAGGAUGGCACCUGCAAAUGGCAGCUGGUACAACACCACCCCAAUAGGGAGGAGUUUGUUGACGUCAUCGAGCCUUAGUAAAGACCAGUGA
Marmota flaviventris (yellow-bellied marmot) is the source of this 984-nucleotide messenger RNA. NCBI's taxonomy places the organism in Eukaryota, Metazoa, Chordata, Mammalia, Rodentia, Sciuridae. The record is from RefSeq and is a predicted model, not a curated record.